Molecule: messenger RNA, 213 nt
Organism: Gryllus bimaculatus (two-spotted cricket)
Lineage: Eukaryota; Metazoa; Arthropoda; Insecta; Orthoptera; Gryllidae
Source: the annotation of a GenBank genome assembly
AUGGGAUCGAAUGGGAUCGAAUGGGAUCGAAUGGGAUCGGAUCGGAUCGAAUGGGAUCGAAUGGGAUCGGAUCGAAUGGGAUCGAAUGGGAUCCUUAUGGCGAGACUCAGGCCACGUUAUGUUGAGGAUACUUUUUGCUCGAGGCGAAACGCAUCUGCCCUGCGUGCUGAAUAUGCAACUCUGGCCCGGCCCGGCCAACUAACGACCCGGUGA